This is a messenger RNA of Caenorhabditis elegans, 3114 nucleotides long. RefSeq lists its product as uncharacterized. Gene Ontology annotation, molecular function: metal ion binding. Lineage: Eukaryota; Metazoa; Nematoda; Chromadorea; Rhabditida; Rhabditidae. The record is from RefSeq and is marked reviewed. The transcript has 6 exons. The coding region runs from base 11 to 2998 and encodes 995 amino acids.
CCGUCCGAAAAUGUCGGCUUCGAAACUGUGGUCUUGUACUGAAACGGUGCUGAAUGGAGGGAUUAAGCUGUUCCUCUAUUCUUCUAAAAAUACUAAGCUUCGAGUUGCGAUCGGAGAAGUUCCGGGUCCGAUGGUGCAUGGAGCAGUAUCGUUUGUGACUGAAGCUGAUUCGGAUGAUGGCCUACCGCAUACUCUGGAACAUCUUGUGUUCAUGGGAAGCAAGAAGUAUCCAUUCAAAGGAGUUCUUGAUGUGAUUGCUAAUCGAUGUUUGGCAGAUGGUACAAAUGCUUGGACUGACACUGAUCAUACUGCUUAUACUUUGAGCACGGUCGGCUCUGAUGGAUUCCUAAAAGUCCUUCCUGUCUAUAUCAACCACUUGCUUACUCCUAUGUUGACUGCAUCUCAAUUCGCAACUGAAGUCCAUCACAUCACUGGAGAAGGGAAUGAUGCGGGAGUCGUCUACUCUGAAAUGCAGGAUCAUGAAUCAGAGAUGGAAUCAAUCAUGGAUCGGAAGACGAAGGAAGUCAUCUAUCCACCUUUCAAUCCAUAUGCAGUUGACACAGGAGGUCGUCUCAAGAAUCUUCGUGAAUCAUGCACACUGGAGAAAGUUCGUGAUUAUCACAAAAAGUUCUACCAUUUGUCAAAUAUGGUGGUUACUGUAUGUGGAAUGGUUGAUCAUGAUCAGGUUCUAGAGAUUAUGAACAACGUGGAAAAUGAGCAUAUGUCAACUGUACCGGAUCAUUUCCCAAAGCCUUUCUCAUUUGCUCUUUCUGAUAUCAAAGAAUCGACUGUGCACCGAGUUGAAUGUCCAACUGAUGAUGCUUCCCGUGGAGCCGUAGAGGUUGCCUGGUUUGCUCAUAGUCCGUCAGACUUAGAAACCCACUCAUCACUUCAUGUGCUCUUUGACUACCUGUCGAACACUUCUGUUGCUCCACUUCAAAAAGAUUUCAUCCUUCUCGAGGAUCCACUUGCAAGCUCCGUUUCAUUCCAUAUUGCAGAAGGAGUUCGUUGUGACCUGCGUUUGAACUUUGCCGGAGUUCCUGUUGAGAAACUUGACGAAUGUGCUCCGAAGUUUUUCGAUAAGACGGUCCGUGAGCAUUUGGAAGAAGCUAAUUUCGAUAUGGAACGAAUGGGAUAUCUUAUCGACCAAACUAUUCUCAAUGAACUUGUGAAGCUUGAGACAAAUGCUCCGAAGGAUAUUAUGUCACACAUUAUUGGACAUCAAUUGUUCGACAAUGAGGAUGAAGAGCUAUUCAAGAAAAGAACAAAUGAAAUUGAUUUUCUCAAGAAAUUGAAAUCAGAGCCAGCUUCAUAUUGGGUUCAGUUGGUCAACAAAUAUUUCACUGCUCCAAGUGCUACUGUAAUCGGAGUUCCAAAUGAAGAACUAGUUGAUAAGAUCGCUGAAGAAGAAGAGAAGAGAAUAGCAGCCCAAUGUGAGAAGCUCGGCAAAAAAGGACUCGAAGAAGCGGGAAAGAGUCUGGAAGCUGCCAUUCUUGAGAACACUGCCAAUCAUCCAAGUGCUGAACUUUUGGAUCAAUUGAUCGUCAAAGAUCUUGAAGCUUUUGAUCGUUUCCCAGUUCAAUCCCUGACUUCAAACUCACCUUCUCUUACUCCUCAACAAUCAACUUUCUUAGCUCAAUUCCCAUUCCACGCGAAUCUUCACAACUGUCCAACUAAAUUCGUGGAAAUCUUCUUCCUGCUAGAUUCUUCAAAUCUGUCAAUUGAAGAUCGUAGUUACUUGUUCCUCUACACAGAUUUGCUUUUUGAAUCUCCUGCCAUGAUCGAUGGAGUCUUGACAUCUGCUGAUGAUGUUGCCAAACAUUUCACGAAAGAUCUCAUUGAUCACUCUAUUCAAGUGGGAGUCUCCGGUCUUUAUGAUCGAUUUGUGAAUCUUCGUAUCAAAGUUGGAGCUGACAAGUAUCCAUUGCUUGCGAAAUGGGCUCAAAUUUUCACUCAGGGAGUCGUCUUCGAUCCUUCAAGAAUUCAUCAAUGUGCUCAAAAGUUGGCUGGAGAAGCUCGUGAUCGGAAGAGAGAUGGAUGUACUGUGGCAUCAACUGCAGUAGCUUCAAUGGUUUAUGGAAAGAAUACCAAUUGCAUUCUCUUCGAUGAACUUGUGUUGGAGAAGCUUCAUGAAAAAAUAUCGAAGGAUGUGAUGAAGAAUCCCGAAGCAGUCCUUGAAAAGCUUGAACAAGUUCGUAGUGCUCUUUUCUCAAACGGAGUGAAUGCUCAUUUUGUUGCUGACGUUGAUUCAAUUGAUCCGAAAAUGUUGAGUUCCGAUCUUUGGACCUGGGUACAAGCUGAUCCAAGAUUCGGACCUGGACAUCAAUUCUCAGCUGAAGCUGGUGAAAACGUAUCACUUGAGCUCGGAAAGGAACUUCUCAUCGGAGUUGGUGGAUCCGAGUCUUCAUUCAUCUAUCAAACAAGCUUCCUUGAUGCUAACUGGAAUUCAGAGGAGUUGAUUCCAGCAAUGAUCUUUGGACAAUAUCUCUCUCAGUGUGAAGGUCCAUUGUGGCGUGCAAUUCGUGGAGAUGGACUUGCCUAUGGAGCUAACGUAUUUGUGAAACCCGAUCGGAAGCAAAUCACUUUGAGUCUCUACAGAUGCGCUCAGCCAGCAGUGGCUUAUGAGAGAACCAGAGAUAUUAUUCGCAAAAUCGUCGAGAGCGGUGAAAUCUCCAAAGCAGAAUUUGAGGGAGCAAAGAGAUCAACUGUGUUCGAGAUGAUGAAGCGUGAAGGAACUGUGAGUGGAGCUGCAAAGAUCAGCAUUCUCAAUAAUUUCCGUCAAACUCCCCAUCCAUUCAAUAUUGAUCUGUGUCGCCGUAUCUGGAAUCUGACAUCGGAAGAGAUGGUUAAGAUCGGCGGACCACCACUGGCUCGUCUUUUCGAUGAGAAGUGCUUUGUCCGUUCAAUUGCUGUUCAUCCAUCAAAACUCAAUGAGAUGAAGAAGGCAUUCCCAGGAAGUAGCAAGAUCAAGAUUUCGGACUUGCAGUUUGCAUGCUAGUUUGCCUGUUCUUUUAUAUUCUUAUUAUUCUUCCAUCAUUUCCCCGUUUGUUGGCUCUGGUUUUAUUUAUUUCUUUCGGUAGCUUGUUUUGUUAAAUAAAGUUCUGGUCUGAUUUG